Messenger RNA from Adineta steineri, 948 nucleotides. The record is from the annotation of a GenBank genome assembly. Lineage: Eukaryota; Metazoa; Rotifera; Eurotatoria; Adinetida; Adinetidae.
AUGAUAAGAUAUGAUAAGAUUUUGUUUUCAUUUUGGUAUGAUGAUGUCAGUGGUUUAACAGUGAUUCCAGUAAAUAAAUGGUCUCAUGUGACAUUGAUUUAUGAUUUGAUAACAAACAAAAAAUUUAUUUAUCUUAAUGGUAGUUUAGAACAUGCUCAACAUUCGAAUGGAUCUCUUAGUGCAGACUGUGUCAAUCUAACUAUCGGCUGUCGGAAAAUGGGUAAGGGUGCGGCUUAUGACAAAUUCUUUACUGGAUAUAUUAAUCAAAUGUUAUACAAUUCUCGUGUAAAAAAUGCUAGCGAAAUUCUUAAUGAUGCUACACUUGUUACCUAUCAUCGAUUUCUUUCCAAUGCAUCAUUGAUAGAUUCUGGUCCUAAUUGCAUCAAUGGAAGUUGGGGUGGUGGUGCAGUGUCAAUUCCUUCAGGCAUUGUCAAUCAGGCUAUUGAUUUCCCGACGAAUGGUUCUUACUUUCAACUAUCUGGGCUUGUUCUUUUAGGUACAUCCAGUUGGCCUCUAUCUUUAUCUCUUUGGUUUAAAAUAAAUUCAUUAACUGAGACUAGUUCUAUUGUUUACCUUUCCAAUGCGAUUCAGUGCAUGGAAAUGAUUACCUUAUUAUAUAAUGGGACGAUUCAAAUUCAAAUCUUUAAUGGUACUAUGAAUAAUAUUAUUCUCGGUCCAGUGAUGCAUAUUGGUAUAUGGAAUCAUAUUAUUUAUACAUUUUCAACAGUACAUGGAAUGAAAUUGUAUGUUAAUGGAAGUCUAUAUAGAUCAAUUAUGACAACAUAUUCAACUAAUGAUUCUCCUGUAACACUUACUUUUGGAAAUUCAUUAUUCAAUACGAGUUGUGGAUAUCUCAAUCAACAAUUCUAUGGAAGUAUUGAUGAAGUUCGAUUAUAUUCACGUGAAUUAAAUGCAACAGAUAUUGUACAAUUAUAUACAUAUCCAUAA